UCCAUGUUUUUUUUCCCGUUCCCUGUGUUUCAGCCACGGCUCUGAAGAUGAACAUGACGCUGCGGGAGCUUUACCUGGCCGACAACAAACUCAACGGGCUGCAGGACUCGGCCCAGCUCGGGAACCUCCUCAAGUUCAACUGCUCCAUCCACAUCCUCGACCUCCGGAACAACCACGUCCUCGACUCCGGCCUGGCCUACAUCUGCGAGGGGCUGAAGGAGCAGAGGAAGGGGCUGCUCACCCUGGUGCUCUGGAACAACCAACUCACCCACACCGGGAUGGCCUAUCUGGGAAUGACCCUGGGGCAAUCCUGGGAUUGA
Molecule: messenger RNA, 320 nt
Organism: Neopelma chrysocephalum (saffron-crested tyrant-manakin)
Lineage: Eukaryota; Metazoa; Chordata; Aves; Passeriformes; Pipridae
Product: protein phosphatase 1 regulatory subunit 37-like
Exons: 3
Coding region: 48-320 (90 amino acids)
Molecular function (GO): protein binding
Source: RefSeq, a predicted model, not a curated record